Messenger RNA from Pecten maximus, 702 nucleotides. RefSeq lists its product as uncharacterized. NCBI's taxonomy places the organism in Eukaryota, Metazoa, Mollusca, Bivalvia, Pectinida, Pectinidae. The record is from RefSeq and is a predicted model, not a curated record. The transcript has a single exon. Bases 1 to 702 code for a protein of 233 amino acids.
AUGUCAAUACAAAGAAACGCGAAAAGACUUAGAAUUUCAAGUCAUCGAAACAGAUGGGAUAAAUCUGUUAGGGCGAAACGAUUGUACAAAUUUGGGGCUCAUAGCCAGAAUCAACACAUGCACACAGUGCGCGAAACAACCGAGCAAAUAAUAAAUCAAUACAGUGAUGUCGUAGGAGAUGAAAUAGGGUGCAUUCCGGGAGUGUAUGAGGUGAAAGUAGACAAGUCUGUGAAACCCGUAGCACCAAGACCAGUUCCAGCGCCCAUCCGUAGUCAGCUGAAGAAUGAGUUAGAUCACUUAGUGAAGUGUGGAAUCAUAAAACCUGUGAACAAACCAACAAAGUGGGUCAACAGUAUGGUGGGGUACUACCACAUAAAACUGGCAACGGAGAGUUCGUAUCUAACAACAUCCAACACUCCGUUUGGACGAUACAGAUACCUGCGUAUGCCAAUGGGAACAAAGUGUUCCAGUGAAGUAAAUCAUUUCGGUGAUUUAGAAGGAACAGAAUUCGUAGUUGAUGACAUCCUGGUUCACGGAAGAACAUUGGAGGAACAUAACGCAAGACUGAAGGCGGUUCUUGAGAAAGCUCGUCAGAUAAAUCUGAAACUGAACAAGUCAAAAUGUGUUAUAGGCAAGUCUGAAGUAAACUACGUGGGUCAUACUUUGACAGGUGACGGAAUGAAACCUACAGAACAGCCAUAG